This is a messenger RNA of Melanotaenia boesemani (Boeseman's rainbowfish), 2870 nucleotides long. It is a transcript of the gene retreg2, whose product is annotated as reticulophagy regulator family member 2. The record is from RefSeq and is a predicted model, not a curated record. NCBI's taxonomy places the organism in Eukaryota, Metazoa, Chordata, Actinopteri, Atheriniformes, Melanotaeniidae. The transcript has 9 exons. Bases 61 to 1815 code for a protein of 584 amino acids.
UACACCGAUCUUUCCAUAUACCCCGUGAUCUCCAAAACAACAUAACAAAGUCGGGGAAACAUGGCGAGCGGAGAGGAGGCCAGAAGACGCCCCUCAGUAACCUCCUCUUCGGUCGGCCUGGAGGAACUCUUCCCCGCGGGGACGUCGGAGCAGGCCUGCGUGGACGGGAACCCAGAGCUCGAGCGUUUGCGGGAGCGUCUUCAGGCUUGGUUAUCGCAGUACGAACCCCUGCUGCUGUGGGUGCAGAGGCUGCUGGUCUGGGAGAGGCCGCUCUACAGCAUCUCCGUCGCCCUGACGCUAAACACAUUAUUCUGGCUUCUGUCUUCCACCUCCCUGCGGCCCCUAUUCCUGCUGAGUGUGUCCCUGCUGGGACUAAUGCUACUGGAAAGAUGGAAGCCCAAGUUGCCCAUUAUUACUGUUGAACAUGUAGAGAUUCACCCCGGAGAAAGUGAAACAUUGAGUUCGAAGCAGCGUCUGCUUAGUAUUCCUGAGCUCAGCCACCACCUUGCAGAGAGCUACCUGACCUGCUGCCUGUACUUGCAGGAGAUGCUGCAGUACAAACAGCAAAACCAUGGCAAGUUCUGUGUAAUGAUGUGCAGCGGCUGUUUUGUACUUGCUGUAGUUGGCCAUUAUGUACCAGGAAUCAUGAUCUCUUAUAUUAUAGUUUUGAGUGUGCUGCUGUGGCCUUUGGUGGUGUACCAUGAACUCAUCCAGAGGAUGUACACCGGCUUGGAGCCAAUCCUGAUGAAACUGGACUACAGCAUGAAGGGAGAAACAGAGCACCGCAAACAUGACAAAAGGAAGGUAAAGAAGGAGAUGGAGGAAGGGGAUGAGCCAAGGGCAGAAACAGAGAGUGAAAGUGAAGUGGAGGAGGAAUUAUCUUGUUUUGCUCCAACGGUGGAUGUGAAAACUACGGCUCUGGCUAUGGCCAUCACAGACUCCGAGUUGUCGGAUGAAGAGGUAUCCAUAUUGGAGAGUGGAGGUUUCUCUGUGUCUAGAGCCACUACUCCUCAACUCACUGACGUCUCUGAGGAUUUGGACCAGCAGAGUUUACACAGUGAUCCAGAGGAGUCCUAUCUGCGUGACCUCCCUGAGUUCCCCUCGGUUGAAGAGUUUCCAACCAUUGAGCACAAUCUGCUUCAUUUUCCUCUGCGAGUUCCAGGCCAAGGAGACGGAGCCCAGGCUGGAGCUCAGUCAGAGGGGGAGCCGCUGAGUCCUGCCAGCCUCCUUAUCCAACACCUGGCCUCACCUCUUCACUUUGUGAACACGCACUUCAACGGACAUGGACGACCACCCGGAGGUGAGGAGGGCACGUUACCUGCUCCAGGCAUACGGGAAGAAGCACACAGGCAGGAGGGAGAGAAGGGAGCUGCAGUAACCCAGAGUGCACAGCGGUCCUUGGAGGCAUUGAGUCAGGAGAUAGUGAGCACGGCCAUCUCUACCGUUGUUCAGAACACACUGUCAGCCUUGCUGCGCUCUAGUGAAGCCAGCGAGGAGCCCUCCUUGGCUGAGUUCCUUCCCACUGAAUCCCCACCGAGUGCUCUGGAGACCCCAACUCAAUCCCCCAACACCACUGCUAACACUACAGUUUCUACAGUUGAGGCGCUAGAACCUGAUGAGGAUCUGGAGGAAGAGGUUACAACUGAAAGCGGAGCUGGCGAGGAGUUUCCAGAUGACACGCUAGUUCCCACAGAGGAAGAGGACUUUGAGCUUUUGGACCAAAGUGAACUAGAGCAGUUGGAUGAGGUGCUGGACAGACAAGUGGGGGGAGGAGUUCCAGACACACCUCCAUCUCCUCAACAUCCUCAGUCAUAGCUCAUCCCCUUACUCCCACAUUCAACUGUUUUUUGUUUUUAUUUGUACGUAAAAAAAAAAAACUACAUUAUAUACAUACCCCUAUAUACAAGACAUUAAUCAAGGAGUCUGGCAUUUAAUACUGUUGGUUGGCGAUUGUGUGGCUGAUGGUUGAGAUACUUGCUGCGUUCUGCUUUCAUAGCCUCACAUUUCUAAAUUCUGCUAAGCUUUGGUACUCGACUUGUUCCUUGUCUUGGGUCAACAGUUAUGGAGACACCAUUAUUGUUUAUGGUUGCAUAGAAUUUAAAAUACAGGCUUGACAAACCUGUUUAAAUGCAGCGUCCUGGUUACAAUAAUGAUGCCUUUAUGUUCUGAUGCCUUAGCUACCAGCUUAACCCGAACGCUAUGUUUUCAUCAAAAAGCAGAUGUCUAUUUAGAGGGUUUAUGAAAAGUUGAAAUGUUGGAAAUACAAUAUAACUAUUAAUAUAUAUAAUAUAAAUUAUUUAAUUUAAUGCCCAGCCAAUAAAACUUUAUAAAAAAAAGAAAAUCUUAGGGGGAGAUCGAAAGUACAUUUUAUCCCUUUAGUUACCUAUAAUUGUUUUAAUCACACCAUGUACAUCUGGGUGUAAGGUUGUGGUUAUAUAUUCCUAAAGCUGGAAAAGGAAAAGAUGAAUCCCUAACUGUACCUCUGAGUUUUACAGUUUUGAAACAUUAAGUCACUUGUUGCUUGAAAAUGUAAUCUUUGACAUUCAUGGAUGUUGGUAACUGGUUAACAUAUACACAUAAGUGACCUCAUGCAAGGCAAGAUAGAAGAGAAGUCCCUGUGUUUCCUCUCUGUGAUGGAUGCCACAUUUUUAUUGACAUCUGUGAAUAGAAUUCAUACAUCCAUGUGUAAUCAGUCCAUAUGUGACGGAAUUUUCUCUUGAUCUAAAAUUAUGUUUUAAAAACAAUAGUUUGGCCCGUGUACAAUUUUUACAUCUACAGUCAUUAUUGGGAUAUAAAUACAAAGGAAACCUCCUUUGCUCAUGCAUGUGGUGCCUCAAGCAUGCAUCAAAAUUGGAGGUCAGAUUAAAAAA